Pleurotus ostreatus (oyster mushroom) is the source of this 522-nucleotide messenger RNA. RefSeq lists its product as uncharacterized. The coding region runs from base 1 to 522 and encodes 173 amino acids. Gene Ontology annotation, molecular function: structural constituent of ribosome. The record is from RefSeq and is a predicted model, not a curated record. NCBI's taxonomy places the organism in Eukaryota, Fungi, Basidiomycota, Agaricomycetes, Agaricales, Pleurotaceae. Gene Ontology annotation, cellular component: ribosome; mitochondrial large ribosomal subunit. Gene Ontology annotation, biological process: translation. The transcript has a single exon.
AUGCUCUCCAAUAUCUUCAGGCAUGGAAUACGGCAAAUGUCGACAGCGACACCGUCGGGCGUCGUGUCUGGAGGCUACGCCUUCUCCAAGACGGCCAUAAUACACCCGGAACCAUUCACCGCACCCCCGAAAGCCUUGCAGGAGGGCAAAGGUCUGAUGGCUUACCUCCAAAAAAGCCUCCCGACGCAGGACAAACAACGUCUCCUCCGAACGUACUUCUCGAGGACCUCGCCCUCGCGUCUGCAGCCCGGAUCUAUCAUCACCGUCACAAUGGAACACGCGCCCACCAAUUUUACGGGUGUCCUGCUGGGAAUUCGAAGGAGGGGAGUGGAUACGUCGUUCCUGCUGAGAAAUAUCAUACAGAGGACGGGCGUGGAGAUGCAGGUGUUUGUGAACUCGCCGCAUUUGAAGGAUAUACGGGUAGUGCAGACGCCGCCGAAGGGCAGGAUGCGGAGAGCCAAGUUGUUCUACCUCAGGGACUCACCUGAGAAGAUGAGCACGCUGGCUAGCAAUAAACGGUGA